CUUUUCUGUUUUCCAUGUAAGGAAGGCUCAUAGAGAGUGCGAAGAAAACCCAUCAUGGGAGCGCUUCCAAUGCUACAUCUCCUCCUGCCAAUCUUGGCAAUGCUCACCUUUCCCAUGACCCAACUCAAGCCUGUGGCUGCUCAGCGACUCUACGCCGAUUCCCGGUGGAUUGUCGAUGAGACCGGGAGACGGGUGAAGCUCACGUGCGUGAACUGGCCGGCGCACCUAAAGCCGUUGCUGGCCGAGGGGCUGAGCGAGCGGCCGGCCGACGCGAUCGCCAAGAAGAUUAGAGAAAUGGGGUUCAACUGCGUGAGGCUCACGUGGGCCCUUGAAUUGCCGAUGAAUGAGACACUUGCUUCUCUUACCGUGGAGCGAUCGUUCCAGAACCUCGGACUGUCAGAAGCUCUCGUCGGCAUUAAGUCCAACAACCCCUCCCUUGUUAAUCUUCCUCUAAUGGAAGCCUACAAGUCCAUGAUGACAAGCCUUAGAAACAAUAAAGUGAUGGUUAUACUCGACAAUCAUUUAACCACGCCGGGUUGGUGCUGCAGCGCGGACGACGGCAAUGGCUUUUUUGGCGACAAGUACUUCGACCCACAAGUUUGGAUCCAAGGUCUGCACAAGAUGGCGACGAUGGCCACCGGUUUUAGCAAUGUGAUCGGCAUGAGCUUGAGGAACGAGCUUCGCGGUCCUAGACAAAAUGUGGAUGAUUGGUACAAGUAUAUGCAAGAAGGUGCGAAAACCGUGCACGCGGCUAACCCUAACGUUCUCGUCAUCCUCUCCGGCCUCAAUUACGACAAGGACCUUUCCUUUCUCCGGAACAGGCCUGUCAGCCUCUCUUUCACAAAGAAACUGGUGUUCGAGAUGCACUGGUACGGGUUCACCAACGGCCAGGCAUGGCAAUCUGGGAAUCCGAACGACGUGUGCGGAGCAGUGUCGAACGACGUGAUGGGCCAGUCCAUGUUCUUGCUGGAACAAGGAUAUCCUUUGUUUGUGAGCGAGUUCGGCAUCGAUGAAAGAGGAAUCAAUGUGAAUGAUAAUAGGUACUUCAAUUGCUUCAUGGCCAUGGCCGCUGAAUUUGACUGGGACUCUGCGUUGUGGAGCCUUCAAGGGAGUUACUACUUGAGGCAAGGAGUGGUAGGGAUGGAGGAGUACUACGGAUUGUUCAACUACGAUUGGUCCGGCGUUCGGAACUCGACCUUCCUGCGAAGAAUAUCGGCCCUUCAAUCACCCUUCCAGGGACCAGGAGGGAAACCGACAGUUGCUCACAAGGUCAUAUUCCACCCCUUGACCGGCCUGUGCAUACUGAGGCGAUCGCGGUCCUCGCUGCUAGUGUUGGGUCCGUGCGAAUACUCGGAGCCGUGGAACUACACGCCGCAGAACGCGCUGCAGCUCGUGGGGAAGCUUCUGUAUUUGCGAGCCGUCGAGCUGGGGAGUCCGGCGAGCCUGGGAAUGACCCCGACCGACCCCGGCGUGAAGUGGGAGAUGAUAUCGGCCUCCAGGAUGCAUCUGUCGUCCAAGGCCAGAGACGGGAGCACCGUUUGCUUGGGCGUAAGCGCUGGCAACACCGUGGUGGUCGAGGCCUGCAAGUGCCUGAGCGACGACAGCUCCUGCGAUCCGGCAAGCCAGUGGUUCAAGCUGGUGGACAGAACCCGGCUCUGAAAAAAAAAAAAAAAAAAAAACAAAAAUUUCCAAAUUUGGAUAAUUUUACUGUGCAAGAAGAAUAGAAUUCUGCUGGUUUUCUUUUCUUUUUGUUCAAUAAUCUAUGUGGUGGUUCCUGCUUUAUGUGGACCUUGAAGAUUUUUAAAGAGUAUGCUGGUUGGUGGGAGUCAGUGACUUGAGGUUGAGGUUGUCCCAU
This is a messenger RNA of Rhodamnia argentea, 1855 nucleotides long. RefSeq names its product glycosyl hydrolase 5 family protein-like. Gene Ontology annotation, molecular function: hydrolase activity, hydrolyzing O-glycosyl compounds. NCBI's taxonomy places the organism in Eukaryota, Viridiplantae, Streptophyta, Magnoliopsida, Myrtales, Myrtaceae. The coding region runs from base 55 to 1659 and encodes 534 amino acids. The record is from RefSeq and is a predicted model, not a curated record. The transcript is spliced from 4 exons.